Malassezia pachydermatis is the source of this 960-nucleotide messenger RNA. RefSeq lists its product as hypothetical. Lineage: Eukaryota; Fungi; Basidiomycota; Malasseziomycetes; Malasseziales; Malasseziaceae. Bases 1 to 960 code for a protein of 319 amino acids. The transcript has a single exon. The record is from RefSeq and is a predicted model, not a curated record.
AUGUGGCUUCGCCGCACGGUGUGUCAGCUAGGCGUGGGCGUGCGUAUCGGUGCCCGCUUCGCCUCGUCCAAGGCGAGCAUGCCGCUGCGGGAGCAGCCGCGUGUCAUUUAUCGCGGGGGGCCGUACAUGCGCAAAGGCUGGUUCUACCUCGCUGGCACAUGCUUUGUCUUGGCCGGUGUCAACUUUGGCCUGUUCAUUCGUGAUUUCCUUGUAUGGCCCCUGUUUCCCGACGAAGGGGAGGAGCCAGAGCUGGUGACGCCGAUGAUUCGGUACACGGCGGCCGGCGGCACCUUUCUUGUGGCGAGUCUGUGUGGCAUGUAUUUCUGGUACGCGCCCAGUCGCAUGGUGACUCGCCUCACCGUGUACCCCAAGACGCAAAUGCUCGGCGUACGUACCGCAGCGCCGCCGCCAAGCCGAUGGCUUCCUGCUAGUAUCGCUGCGCGGCCCUACUUCCAGCGGGCUGGCCCCUUGUCGGAGACGGACCAGAAAGAACGCCUCGUGCCGUUGGAAGCCGUGUACCGCUUGCAGGGCUCAGCGGUCGGGAGUGAGAUGCACGAAUGGAACGAGCUCGUGAAGAAGAAGGACCACGUCCCCACCUCGGUUCUCUCGAAACUGCAAAAGUACAACGCUACGGCGACCAAGUACGAUCAGCAAGAGACGCUGAUGCUGCGUAUCGCGGAUGCGCGCCUGGCCUUCCAGCUGGGCGCGAGUCCGUACCGCACGACACUGUUGCAACAGCCGCCGGAGCGUGGCAUCAAGGCCUUCUGGCGGCAGACGAUGCGGGGGCGGACCGACUGGAGCCCGCCUACGGCAUCGUACGAGCCCACGCCGGCCGAAGACGCGGUGCAGAAGCAGCGCACUGCGCACGUCGAUACCGAGCCAUGGUUCCUCGACCGAGCGAACUUUGACCAGCUGUUCCCUCUGGACGCGUCGCGCUACAAGAAAAAGACGUCGGCUUGA